AUGGACUAUACAGAUCUUGCUGAUAUUGCUCGACAAUUAUCUGACCUUGAAGUAGCCAUUUUACUGUGCCUUGUUGCCCGCGAACAUUGCUUGAUUGAGACUACCAGCCACUGUAUUAAUGACCUGGCCAAAGAACUCGCCUUAAUCGGCUCAACCACCUUCAAUUAUUUAUACUGUAUCCUGGACUGUUCAUCUGCAACAUCUAUUGACGACAUCUUCAAUGACGUUCUCACCCCGGAUGCACGCGCAAACUAUCGCCCAUCGCGUCCGUGGUUGACCACUGAAUCAUCAAGCAAACGUUCUUCCUAUAAGAGUCUCGGGGAUUACAGCAAAUCGCCCACUCCCUUCUCACAACUCAGCAGUAAUGUUGUCAAUAUUGUAGUCGCCAAGAACUUCAAUUUUGUCAGUGAUGAUAUCCAAAUGCACAUGUUGCAGUUAAUGCGAUCGAGGGAGUUGGUCACCGAAAGCGGGACCCUGAUUGCACCCCAGGACUUCCUUUUCAUCCCUCUUGUGGCGCGGGAUUUCGAUCAGCUCAAACCACCUUUAAAACCACACAUGAAUGACAAUCUCUUCAUUUCUCAUUUCCACAGCCCAGAGGAUGGGUAUACUUAUCUUGAAGAGAAUGACUGGCUGUCAGAUGGACAAAUUUCCGCUUCCUCUGUUAUUCAUAAGUCGAAGGCCAAGCAGCCGAAGAGUACUACGGUCAGUCCGUUGGUGAUGGAACAACUUCGGGAAACAAGUGCGUCAGUGAGCAUGAACGCAGAAGUCGUUCGAUACAUCCAGGAUAUCGUUGUAUUUCUGCGGCUCAGUCGUGCUGUUGCAGGUGGCGUAUCUGCCAAUGCAAAUAUUCAAUUUUCUCGAUUUGCACAACUUCUAGCUCCUUUGCAUGGUAUCGAUUAUCUGACUCCUUCCAUUGUGGCCCUAGCCGCCAGGAAAGUCUUUCGCCAUCGCAUUAUCGUCACACACCCCUGGCGAAGACCGCAGUCUGCAGUACGGAAGUAA
This is a messenger RNA of Penicillium crustosum, 1002 nucleotides long. RefSeq lists its product as uncharacterized. NCBI's taxonomy places the organism in Eukaryota, Fungi, Ascomycota, Eurotiomycetes, Eurotiales, Aspergillaceae. The coding region runs from base 1 to 1002 and encodes 333 amino acids. The transcript is spliced from 7 exons. The record is from RefSeq and is a predicted model, not a curated record.